This is a messenger RNA of Striga asiatica, 1676 nucleotides long. The record is from the annotation of a GenBank genome assembly. NCBI's taxonomy places the organism in Eukaryota, Viridiplantae, Streptophyta, Magnoliopsida, Lamiales, Orobanchaceae.
AUGGGCUGUUUGCAGUCCAAGACUGCUAAUGUUCAGUCCCCUGACAAACUACCUUCACAGCCCGAGUCCAAACCAGAUCUGGAAAAUGGGGACCAAAUGGAUCAAGAUCAAGUGCCGGCCUUUAAGGAGUUCGGGCUUGCAGAGCUUCGUGCCGCAACAAAUGGUUUUAGCAGCGAACUUAUAGUUUCAGAGAGUGGUGACAAAGCUCCUAAUGUUGUCUACAGAGGUAAGCUUAGCAGUAACAGGCUUGUUGCCGUCAAGCGCUUUUCGAAGCAAUCGUGGCCUGAUCCUCAGCAGUUUGUGGCAGAGGCUGCUGGAGUUGGCAAGGUUAGGCAUAAAAGAUUGGUGAACAUGAUUGGAUGCUGUGCUGAAGGCGAUGAACGACUGUUAGUUGCAGAGUACAUGCCUAAUGAUACGCUUUCUAAGCACCUCUUUCACUGGGAUAAGAAGCCUUUGCCAUGGGAAAUGCGUGCGAGAGUUGCAUACCACAUAGCACAAGCUCUUGACCACUGCAAUACCGAAAAUAGGAAAAUUUAUCAUGACUUAAAUGCCUAUAGAGUUCUUUUUGAUGAGGAUGGUGAUCCUAGGUUGUCAAGUUUUGGGUUGAUGAAGAAUAGUAGGGAUGGGAAGAGUUAUAGUACAAAUUUAGCAUACACCCCUCCCGAGUUUUUGAGAACAGGCAGGGUCAUUCCAGAGAGUGUCAUCUACAGUUAUGGAACAGUUCUUCUCGAUCUUUUGAGUGGAAAGCAUAUCCCGCCUAGUCAUGUUGCGUCACAUAUCCUGAUGGACCUAGUGAAAAACCCUGUGAUUCUACCGACAAUGCUUUCUCCUCUGGGAAAGGCUUGUGCAAGAAUGGAUCUUACUGCAGUGCACGACAUUUUGCUGAAAACGGGUUAUAAAGAUGAAGAGGGUGCAGAAAACGAGCUUUCGUUCCAAGAAUGGACACAGCAAGUUCAAGACAUGCUGAACACGAAAAAAUCUGGAGAUAUUGCUUUCAGGGACAAGGACUUCAAGAGCGCCAUCGAAUAUUAUUCCAAGCUGGUAUCAAUGAUGUCAGUACCAUCUGGGACAGUAUCCGUGAGACGGGCCCUCUCCUACUUGAUGAUGGGCCAGCCCGAACUAGCCCUUAGAGAUGCCAUGCAGGCCCAAGUUUGCUUGCCCGAGUGGCCCACAGCCUUCUACUUACAGGCUCUUGCCCUAUCUAAGCUGGGAAUGGAGACUGAUGCUCAGGACAUGCUCAACGAUGGAGCCUCCUUUGAGGCUAAGAAGCUAAACAGCUGGCGAAACUAAAAAAUUUUACUCCAAAAUCCCGGUUUGUUUUUGUUAAUCAUCGGAAUAUAACAAUGUUGUAAGAUGGGAUGUGUUUGGAUGAUCGAAAUUUCUGAAGUGCUGAUUAAACUCAGAUAAAAUGCUAAUUGCUAUGUAUAAAUCAAUUUUAACUAGGCUGGUUUAUGAGUGGGCUUGUUUUAAAACGCAAAUGUGGAUCAAGAUUCUGUUCUUGUUGUGUGAGAGUUGUAUAUCUGCUCGGGUCAAGACUCGAAUCCAUAUCAAGAAAUCGACUCUAGAUUGUUUUUGGAUUUAGAGAUGUUAAACGGGCUAGUUUUAGUUGUUUUGAACUAGCUGAAUAGAUUGAAUAUAUUGAUAUUUUACUGAUCUAUGCAAAGUAAUUUAACAAA